AUGGCGAAUAUAGACCCGAUCAAGAAAUUCAAGCGCAUCGGCGUGGUCGGCGCGGGCAGCAUGGGAUCGAUGAUGACCUUUGCUUUCUCCGAGAUGGGCCUCGAUGUAUCAGUCUUCGACGUGGAUAAAAAGAACGUCGAUAAAGUUACAAACUGGGCUAAGAGCGCCAACGAUGUCAGAGGAAAGAUUACUGGAUUCUACAACGUCGACGAAUUCACGAAAAGUCUCGAGGGCGGAGAGCGCAAAAUAUUCAUGUUCUCCAUUACACAUGGCCACCCUGCAGAUUCGGUUCUUGGCAUGAUCAAGCAUGACCUGAAGAAAGGCGACAUUGUUCUAGAUGGCGGAAACGAGAAUUAUCGCCGGACCGAACGCCGUCAGAAAGAAUGUGCUGAGAUCGGCGUGUCCUGGAUUGGCAUGGGUGUCUCCGGUGGCUACCAGUCUGCUCGUCGUGGACCUAGUCUUUCUCCCAGUGGAGAUGCCCAGGCGUUGGAGCUGAUCAUGCCUCUGCUGCAGAGGUACGCAGCCAAGGAUCCCAAGAGUGGCACCCCAUGUGUUACUCGUAUUGGCCCUGGCGGAUCCGGACAUUUUGUCAAGAUGGUCCACAAUGGUAUUGAAGGUGGAAUGCUCUCUACACUUGCUGAAGCAUGGUCUUUCAUGCAUUAUGGUCUGGGUAUGGGCUACGAGGAAAUCGGAGAUAUAUUCGCGCAAUGGGACUCUCGCGGUGAACUCCGGGGCAACUUCUUGAUCAACAUCGGGGCCGAUAUCCUCAGAACGAAGCGAACACCCAACGGUGAUGGAAAGGGAGAAGGAACCGGCAGCAGUGGAUUCGUUCUUGAUGAUGUUCUCGAUAAGGUGGUCCAGGACGACGAUGGUUCUGAGGGAACACCCCUCUGGUCGCUCAUGGAAUCUGCCUCACGACACGUCUCCUGUCCCACUUUAGCAGCUGCCCAUUAUAUGCGUAUUGCAAGCGGAAAUCGCCAAGAGCGAGUGCAAAUUUCUAAGAAGCUCCAAAUGCCGUCGCCUCGUCCCAUUCAAAAUACCCGGAUCUCGAAAGAGGCCAUGCUCGAGAAAUUGCGCAAGGCGGUUUACUGUUCUUUCCUAUCGUCUUUCUGUCAGGGACUGGAGCUGAUUUCCAGAGCCUCUGAGGAUGAAGGCUGGAAUAUUGAUCUGGGAAACUGCAUUCAGAUCUGGCGGGCAGGCUGUAUCAUCCAGUCCGACUACAUUGCGGAUCUGUUGCAGCCUCCGCUAUCAGGUAAGACCAGCAUGUCCAAUAUGAAAUCCAUUGAUGCAGUUUCGACGGAGCUGCACAAUAGCUUUGAUGCCUUGAAGGAUAUUGUUAUUGAGGGCACCAAGACUGAUCAGUAUCUGCCGGCGAUUUCUGCGACGCUGGACUAUCUGAAGUAUGCGGGUGGACUGGCGCUGCCGACCAAGUUUAUGGAGGCGCAGAUGGAUUACUUUGGUGCUCACAGUUAUAACAAGCCAGGUGUUGCCGGCGAAGAUCCGGGCCCUACCCACAAGGGUCUUCACCACUACGAGUGGAAGGUGGCUUAA
Messenger RNA from Penicillium longicatenatum, 1551 nucleotides. RefSeq names its product 6-phosphogluconate dehydrogenase, decarboxylating. The record is from RefSeq and is a predicted model, not a curated record. Gene Ontology annotation, cellular component: cytosol. Bases 1 to 1551 code for a protein of 516 amino acids. NCBI's taxonomy places the organism in Eukaryota, Fungi, Ascomycota, Eurotiomycetes, Eurotiales, Aspergillaceae. Gene Ontology annotation, molecular function: NADP binding; phosphogluconate dehydrogenase (decarboxylating) activity. The transcript has a single exon. Gene Ontology annotation, biological process: pentose-phosphate shunt; pentose-phosphate shunt, oxidative branch.